Zingiber officinale is the source of this 408-nucleotide messenger RNA. Its product is annotated as polyamine oxidase 3-like. The coding region runs from base 1 to 408 and encodes 135 amino acids. The transcript has 4 exons. Gene Ontology annotation, biological process: polyamine catabolic process. Gene Ontology annotation, molecular function: polyamine oxidase activity. NCBI's taxonomy places the organism in Eukaryota, Viridiplantae, Streptophyta, Magnoliopsida, Zingiberales, Zingiberaceae. The record is from RefSeq and is a predicted model, not a curated record. Gene Ontology annotation, cellular component: peroxisome.
AUGAAACUAAAUUUUUCUGCCAUUGUCAUUGGUGGUGGAUUUGCAGGGAUUGCAGCUGCUCAUGCACUGAAAAAUGCAGCUUUUCAGGUUGUGCUUUUAGAAUCUCGGGAUAGAAUUGGUGGUCGAGUUCACACUAACUACUCAUUUGGUUUUCCUGUUGACAUGGGAGCAGCCUGGUUGCAUGGUGUCUGCAACGAGAAUCCAUUGGCAUCUUGGAUUGGAAGACUUGGUCUACCAAUUUAUCGAACUUCUGGUGACAAUUCUGUCUUGUAUGAUCAUGACUUGGAGAGCUACGCACUCUUUGAUGGUGAUGGACAUCAAGUGCCUCAAGAUCUAGUGGAAAAAGUUGGUAAGGUGUUUGAAACCAUUCUGGAAGAGGCAAGUUCUUUAUUAACCUUAUAUCUGUAG